AUGGUGUCCAAAGAACUGACCGCCCUCACAGCGCUCGCUGGUGUCGUCCUGGCCCAUAGCUCACCAGGUCUGGUUACAGUUCUCAAUACGACUGAUGGAGCUUCCACCAUUGGUCAAGUGGCCUCUCAAGCCCCAGGAUUCCUAGACGCCAUCUUCGGGAAGACGAACCUCAUCCUCCUUACCCCAAACGACACGGUCAUUGCCCUGUGGCUGAACUUGACUCAGGGACAAGCAGCCUCAGCCGCCGGCGAUGAUUACUACCUUUACCAACCUCCCCCUCUACUCAAAGUCAGAGGAUACAAUGACGUCUCGGACUAG
Messenger RNA from Cladophialophora bantiana CBS 173.52, 318 nucleotides. RefSeq lists its product as uncharacterized. The coding region runs from base 1 to 318 and encodes 105 amino acids. NCBI's taxonomy places the organism in Eukaryota, Fungi, Ascomycota, Eurotiomycetes, Chaetothyriales, Herpotrichiellaceae. The transcript has a single exon. The record is from RefSeq and is a predicted model, not a curated record.